Messenger RNA from Fimicolochytrium jonesii, 1340 nucleotides. RefSeq lists its product as uncharacterized. NCBI's taxonomy places the organism in Eukaryota, Fungi, Chytridiomycota, Chytridiomycetes, Spizellomycetales, Powellomycetaceae. The transcript has 5 exons. The record is from RefSeq and is a predicted model, not a curated record. The coding region runs from base 207 to 1271 and encodes 354 amino acids.
GUCAGGACGAUUCCUACAAGGCUGAAUAUCUCCGGUACCUUUGCAGAAUGAGCGGAGUUUGAACUGAGUCAACACUAUGAACAAACUCAAUUGCUAGAAGUCAAAAGCCACCACUAAUCUCCAACUCUCACCGACUCGCCGUGUGUCUGCAACACAUUCUUGCCGCAUUCACAAAAAGCACAUCGCAUCGGGAAUACCCCACCGAGAUGCCAGCGACCGCAAUGCUCUCUGCCCACCCCGCCGGGGCGUCCAUCCCAAUCAGCAAUCCCCUCCCGUUCACCUCAUCCGGGCGUCUUACCAACAAUGUGCUCCUGGUGCAUUCAUCGGUGGGCAAGACCCGCCCGACUGUGUACAGCUUGCCGACUACGAAUCAUGUUUAUGGGAAGAAAGUUGAGUGGGACGAUUAUGGAUGUGCGCAAGUGCUGCAACACUGGCACGCCAAAGUCCAAGCAGCCAACGCCAAAGCCGAGCCCCGGACCCUCGACUACAUCGCCAUGAACCGCGGAGCCGCAAAGGAAGGGAUCAUCAACCCGAAGGAUCUGCGAAAGUACCGCAAGCUGCACCCGAUUCGCAUCCAAGUGGGCGUCAAGGGCUCUUCGUCAAGCAUUCCGGUGACGGCUGGUGUUGGAGGGGUGUUGAAUAGGAAGGCUCCGAUUCCGAGUGAUGCCAACCCGGCUUUUACAUAUGGGAAGCCAACGAGACCAAGUACUCCUGUUGCGGACUUGAUGACGGACCGCUAUCAACGGGAAUGGCAGUUGCAGCAAGACAAAAAGCUCGCGCACGAGCGGUCGUUGCCAAAGGUCAAAUCAAACAAACCCAAGCCAGCCAAGCACCGCGACACCGACACCUCGGAUCGCAUCCCCUUCGUCAACAUCGCCGAGCGGGACCCCAAAUCCCUCUGGAAGAUCAGCAAGUUUCAAAAAGUCGGCGCUCACCUCCACACAUGGCGAGACGAGAGCGAGGCCGCCCUGCGUUUCGAAGCCAACCCUCGCCCGGUCUUCCGUGUCGCCGACGACAAAUGGCUCGGUCUGCCGCCACGCGAGUUGACAAGGCCGAUCUAUAUGCAGAAGGGGUAUGAGAAACGCCAGGAGGAGGCGGCUGUCCCGCCGGCUGCGGAGCUCAAUAAGAAGGCGCAGGAGAGGAAGGAGGAGGGUAAAUCUGGGGAGCAGGGUGGUUGUGAUACGGCGGCCGCUGGCAAGAGUGUCCGAUUCAACGACGUUGCCGACAAGGGUACCGAGAAGGACAAGCAUUCCCCAUCCGCUGAGGCAUAAGGUGGAACGACCCGGAUGGAAUAAACGCCAUAACGGCAAUGCUCGGUCCGUCGCCAUGUGGAACACAUG